Molecule: messenger RNA, 1615 nt
Organism: Ilex paraguariensis (yerba mate)
Lineage: Eukaryota; Viridiplantae; Streptophyta; Magnoliopsida; Aquifoliales; Aquifoliaceae
Source: the annotation of a GenBank genome assembly
GUAACUCGUUCACCAACCACUCUUUUCUCUUUGGAUAUUCGAGGCUGUCGUGACUCGAGACAUGCUUUAGAUUCAAAGCUAACAAACACCAAAUCGAUGAGCUCUUCUCCGAUUCUUCGCGCCGCCAACCACGCAGCUUCGUCGGAGAUGCUGAGCCCACUCUCCCAUGUUCGUCGAAUCAAUCAGUUAGGGUUUCUUCUGAUGUAAAAAAAAAAAACCAGAGCUUUUCCUCUUUGAUGUAGAGCUCGCUCAGUGCUUUCAAAAUCCGGAUUCUAGCCCAUCCGGUGUUGCUACCAUGUCAGCCUCUUGCUGCCACACUUUCUCUCACAUCCCUUCGCUUUUCUCACCUCCCAAUUGUAGGAGUAGGGUCUUGAAACUCUCGAAAGCCUCAGUUCCACUCAAUCGGACCUCGGGCGGGUACAAUUCUUCCUCUUCCAAGCCUUUCAGAAACAAAUGGAGAUUUUCAUGCUUUAGGCAGGGAGACACUUCGUCAGAAUUUCUUCGGGCAGAGUCCACGGAAGAUAAACUGCCAGAGGAAUUGGUGAACCCCCAGUUUGACCAAUCAAAUGUUGUGAAGAGUGAUUGGAUUUCGAAUCUUAGAAAGGCUACCAAAAGUGUUUUUGGUGCAGAACCUUGGACAGUGCCAUGGAAGGCAAGGACUAUUGUGCAGGUAAUGCUCCUCUGGAUUGCCUCGUUCUGGUUGGUUGGAUCUUGGAUAGUUCCAUUCCUAGCUCAUGCCACAGGUUACAGAAAGGAGUCUCUUUCAUACAGAGGGCAAGCCUUGUACAGCCUUUUGACGGAUGUGGCUGAAGGUCUUGCUGGGUGUGUCAUUCUCCAUCGCUGCCUUGCACGGUUCCGUCCCCUUCCAUCUGGCUGGUUCAGGUUUAGUUUCAAAGGGAAAUGGCAGUUUGAUGUCGGCUUGGGCUACCUCUUGUUUCCUCUGGUCAACCGGCUCUCACAGGUCAACCUAAAUCUGUUGCCCAUUCUUCCCUCUACACCUGUGACUGUCUCAAAUGUAGAGCAAUCAAUUGUUGCACGGGAUCCAGUGGCAAUGGCCCUUUAUGCAAUAGUGGUUUCAGUUUGUGCUCCUGUUUGGGAGGAGAUUGUAUUUCGGGGGUUUCUUCUGCCUUCCUUGACCAGGUGGCUUCAACAGUCGUGAUUACUAUUAAGCAUGCACUGAUGAGUGUUGCCUAAGUGACGUUGACAACUUUAGCGUGCUUCCUAGUACUUGGGAGUGUGUCGGUGGUUCUUCAGAUGGUGGUAGGUGGUGUCAGCCAGAGAAUGCCUUGUGGUAAUUCCUUCUCGGGGACUGUGUAUGCGUCUACUGGUGGCUUACCUUGACGACCACCGUCUGAUGUAAACUUUUGGUUUGAGGCCAAUUGGCGAGGUACGCAAGAAGUUAUGGACCAUAUCCAUCACAUACCAAUGUCCAAGUUCAGAUCCGAGUCCAAGGCAUCUUUCGGCAAAACCUCAAUGUUUACUAGUAAAUUAAAUUGUUUCCUAUACACUUGCUAGAAACUGUUUGAUAUGGGAGAAUUUAAGCAACAGGUAAAAGGAUUGUAAUGUAGCUUUAGCUUGUGGAAUUGGACCCAACACAUUACCAACUGGGGCUAGA